CCAGAGGCAAACUGGAGUCAGAGUCUGCUGACUCCUGGCCCAGCUCAGCUUGGAAUCUGCAUUGGAGGAUUUGGGGAGGUGAUCUGGAGGUCCAGGAGGUGCCAGGCAGGUCUGGGUGUGAGCUCCCAGGAAGUUACCACACAGGUGAGGCAGCUGCCUGUACUGGAGGAGGAGUGGGACUUCUGGUGCAGCCUCUUACCAGCACCGUGGGCGACUUACCACCUUGGAGCAUUGGUGUCCUGUCUGUAAAACAGAGACAAUGAUGGGUCCUACCCCUUGGGGUGUUGUGAGGCUUGGAGAGAGAUCUUUAAGGACCAUAAGGGGUUGGCACAGAAGAAGUGUUCAAUAAAAGGUGGCUUUGAUUCAUGUGUGCUGAGACUCCCUCUUGAAGUUGCCUUCUGUGGUCUGGUGAGGGCUGGAAGGUUCAGGUAAACAUUUCAAGGUGACCCUGAUUGGGGGCGAGGCCUGGGUCCAGGCUUGGGACUGAGGACCUCUGCUGCCAACUCCCAUGAUAGCCACUGCAGCCCCUCUCAGGGCAAGCGGGUCUCAUUUUAACUCUGGUGCAGACCUCCCUGUGUCGGCCUCUAAAGCUGUGCCUAGCUUUGCUCUGGCCUUGUUUGCUCUCCUCCACCUCCAGGGAAGCUGGUGGGGUCUGGUGCCGAGGGUCACCCCUGUUUCUUCCACAACAAGCAUAGGUAGGAGGGGACAGAAACCCCUGCCCAUCCCCGCCUCAGGGUCUCCACACACUCAGACUCCCUCCCUCCCUGCACCAACCCAGACCUGGAAGAGCCCCUUUCCCGGAGAGCCACUCAGAGGCCUCAUCAUCCUAGCCACCCGGCGCCGAGGGUGGAGGCAGCCAGGCACGGGGCUUGGGAGGGCUCUUUUCGUGAAACAAACCUCGCCCCUGCCAGGCGGUGAUGGACCUGGGGCACCGGCUUCACAUUAGCCAAGUGCUUCAGUCAGGGCUGGGCAUUCCUGUCCUACAGGCACCGGAGGUUGUGAAAGACCCUGUGACAGGGGACAAGGCUUAUCCACUUGGUGCUGCCCUGGGUCCACUCCCUGCUUUCCAGAUGUCAGUGGGCCUUCUAGGUCCAGGCACAAGAGCAGGGUUGGGUGGGGUAGGUGCUGAUGGUAACGCCUAGAGGGGAAUGGGUCUUCAUGGGUGGUAGGCCCCCAUUACAGGGGCCAUGUAGGUUUAAGGUUCCUCAUUUCCUUGAUAGGUGGCUUGUCCUGGAGUGAGUGUGAGGCUUGGGUGGAGCGGAGGCGGUUGGGAGGGACCAGGGAGGAGCUUGGGGCCAACUGGCACAUUGUUGGCUCUGCGUUAAAAAGCCGACAGUCUUCGGUCCUGCACCCACUGCCUGUCAUUUGUGGCUCUUGAGGACUGUCUGUCUCAUGGCUCUGGCAAAGGUGCCUGGGACCUGCCUGCUCACCAUUCGUGUCUUGCAGGCCUGUGGCCUGCCCUCGAAGGACCUAGUAACCCCCUCUGACUGCUAUGUGAGUCUGUGGCUGCCCACGGCCUCUAGCCAUAGGCUGCAGACACGCACGGUCAAGAACAGCAGAAACCCCAUCUGGAAUCAGAGCUUUCGCUUUCGAAUCCACAGCCAGCUCAAGAAUGUGGUGCAGCUGCAAGUCUUUGACCAGGACCUCCUGACCAAUGAUGACCCCGUGUUGUCGGUGCUAUUUGACGUGGGGACUUUGCGAGCUGGGGAGUUCCGCAGAGAGAGCUUCUCACUGAGCGCUCAGGGUGAGGAGCGGCUAGAAGUUGAAUUUCGGCUACAGAGACUGACAGACUGUGCUGAGCAGCUUGUCACCAAUGGCAUUCUGGUGGCCCGGGAGCUCUCUUGCUUGCAUGUUCGACUGGAGGAGGCAGGGGACCGGAAGGAGUCCGGGGGAAGAGUUCAGCUCAUGGUUCCUGGGUCCUGUGAGGGUCCGCAGGAGGCCGCUGUGGGUGCUGGCUCCUUCUGCUUCCAUUGCCCGGCCUGCUGGGAGCAGGAGCUGGAUAUUCAUCUGCAGGAUACCCCCCAAGAGCACCUGAAGGUGCCCCUGAGGGCCUUGCCCUCUGGGCAGGUGGUGAGGCUUGUCUUCCCUACGUCCCAGGAACCCCUGAUGAGGGUGGAGCUGAGAAAAGAAGACGGACCCAGGGAGCUGGCUGUGCGGCUAGGCUGCGGGCCCUGUGCCGAGGAGCAGGCCUUUCUGAGCAAGAGGAAGCAGGUGGUGGCCAAGGCCCUGAAGCAGGUCCUGCAACUGGAUGAAGACUUACAGGAAGAUGAGAUCCCCGUGGUAGCUGUUAUGGCCACUGGUGGUGGGAUCCGGGCGAUGGUUUCCCUGUAUGGGCAUCUGGCUGGCCUGAAGGAGCUGGGUCUCUUGGAUUGCAUCUCCUACAUCACAGGGGCCUCUGGCUCUACCUGGGCUUUGGCCAACCUCUACGAGGACCCAGAAUGGUCUCAGAAGGACCUGGCAGGGCCCACCGAGUCACUGAAAACACAGGUGACCAAGAGCAAGUUGGGCGUGCUUGCUCCCAGCCAGCUACAGCAGUACCGGCAGGAGCUGGCCGAGCGUGUCCGCCUGGGCCACCCGCCCUGCUUCACCAACCUGUGGGCCCUCAUUAGUGAGGCCCUGCUGCACGAUGAGCCCCAUGACCAUACUCUCUCAGACCAGAGAGAGGCCCUGAGUCAAGGCCAGAACCCUCUGCCCAUUUACUGUGCCCUUAACACCAAGGAGAAGAACCUGACCACCUUUGAAUUUGCUGAGUGGUGUGAGUUCUCCCCCUAUGAGGUUGGCUUUCCCAAGUAUGGUGCCUUCAUCCCCUCCGAGCUCUUUGGCUCUGAGUUCUUCAUGGGGUGCCUGACCAAGCGGCUUCCUGAGUCCCGAAUCUGCUUCCUGAAAGGUAUCUGGAGCAAUCUGUAUGCAGCCAGCCUCCAGGACAGCUUAUACUGGGCCUCAGAGCCCAGCCAGUUCUGGGACCGCUGGGCACAGGAUCAGGCCAAUUUGGACAAGGAGCAGGUUCCUCUUCUGAAGAUAGAAGAGCCUCCCACGGGGACCGGCAAGAUUGUUGAGUUUUUUACUGACCUUCUGACACGGCGCCCACUGGCCCAGGCCACACAUAAUUUCCUGCGUGGUCUUCAGUUCCACAAAGACUAUUUCCAACAGCCUUACUUCUCCACCUGGAAAGCCACCAAACUGGAUGGGCACCCCAACCAGCUGACACCUGCAGAGCCCCAUCUUUGCCUGCUGGAUGUUGGCUACCUUAUCAACACCAGUUUCCCACCCCUUCUGCGGCCCACACGGGAUGUGGACCUCAUCCUGUCACUGGAUUACAACCUCCAAGGAGCCUUUCAGCAACUGCAGCUCCUGGGCCGGCUCUGUCAGGAGCAGGGCAUCCCUUUCCCACCCAUCUCCCCCAGCCCAGAGGAGCAGCGCCAGCCUCCGGAGUGCUGCUUGUUUUCUGAUCCAGACUGCCCUGAUGCCCCAGCGGUGCUGCACUUCCCUCUGGUGGAUGCCUCCUUCCGGGAGUACUCGGCCCCUGGCAUCCAACGGACACCUGAGGAGAAGGGGGCCGGAGAGGUGAACCUGUCUUCAUCCAACUCUCCCUACCACUACUCGAAAUUGACCUACAGCCCAGAGGACAUGGACAAGCUGCUCCGCCUGACACAUUACAACAUCUGCAACAACCAGGAGCAGCUGCUGGAGGCCCUGCGUGGAGCUGUGCAACGGAAGCGCCGGCAGCACCGGCCGUAGUGAUGGCGCUGCCCGGCCGGGACUCCCUGCUCCCCUCCCGACACUUUGUCAGACUCACUCCCUGUCCACCUGGAUGAGUCGGGCAGAGACCGUCAUCACCAACAGUUCCAGAGCCUCCGCAGCCUGGAUGGCCCUGGCCCCCUCGCGCUCUGAGGGGCUCCGCCAAGAUAUGUGCCUGGCCCUACCCACAUAGGGCCCUGCAGCCACCAGCACCCUCUCCACAUACUUGCAGGUAGGUUGAAGGUUUUAAAAGGGCUGAGAGCCCUGUGUCCUCAGGCUGGAGGUGGUUUCCUCUUCAAGGAGAACAUUCAGAGGUGGCCAGAGGUAGACCUGGGGGCCGUUACUGACCAUAUUUGCAAAAGCGUUCAAAGCUAUGUGACCCUUUCCCUUGCUACUUUGAAUAGUUGUACAGAGUGAAAUAGAGCGGUUUAUGUAUCACAGA
Messenger RNA from Acinonyx jubatus (cheetah), 4180 nucleotides. Its product is annotated as bifunctional peptidase and (3S)-lysyl hydroxylase JMJD7. Gene Ontology annotation, cellular component: cytosol. The record is from RefSeq and is a predicted model, not a curated record. Gene Ontology annotation, molecular function: calcium ion binding; 2-oxoglutarate-dependent dioxygenase activity; calcium-dependent phospholipid binding. Lineage: Eukaryota; Metazoa; Chordata; Mammalia; Carnivora; Felidae. The coding region runs from base 1393 to 3738 and encodes 781 amino acids. Gene Ontology annotation, biological process: glycerophospholipid catabolic process. The transcript is spliced from 20 exons.